GGCUGCGUGGAUGGAUGAGGUCAGCGCUGUGGUGUCGGGGAAUGGAAUGUGUAAGUGUAACAUUCAGAACCGGGUAACGUUCGGAGAUCGAACUCUGCGAUCGGCGACGUUCGAACAGGGGCAGGCAGCCUCCUCCGUGCUUCGGCAGGUCGCACCUCAUUGACUGACUGGGGGGCGGGAGCAAAGAGGAGGAGGAGGAGGAAGAAGGAGGAGGAUCUUCGCUGCUUCGGCUGGUUCCAUCCCGGGGGCCAUUCACAGAGAUCGCGGAGAGAGGGGUAAACAGCCCCAGAGUCUAGGAGCUCCUCUGCAGAAGAGAAUAAAGAGAAAUGCAGGGAUUUGUAAGGUUAAGGCGCUCAAGCUGGAAGAUGUGAUAAUGAUAGCGGUGUGAACCGGCGCUGGCUGUGAGCUGCUGCUGACUUGCUCUGGAACCAGGGGGCUUAGUGAUUGCGGGAGUGUUUUGGAUGAGUUGAAGUUGCUGCUGUACCUUGAUCGUUUGCAACACUAGAGAGAGAGAGAGAGUGGGGGAGGGGAAACACACUCAGUCUUGCAACUGAUUGAGGGGUGAAGGGAGCUGGAUUUGGUGCUUAUUUCAUUUGUGUGUGUAUGUGGGUGCAUGCAGGAGAAUUCCCAGCCUUUUGCCUCGCAAGCUCGUGCUGGGCGUGAAUUAUUCGCCUUCGCUGUUUCUCUCUCUCUCUCUAUUGUGCGAGCCAAAGAUGAAAGACAGAAGGGGAGAAAGUUAAAGAAAUCGCCCACAUGCGCUGCAUCAGUCCAAGCCUUUGGGAAAGGAAUAAAGAGAAGGUAGUAGAAGAGAGUUUGAAGUCUUUGCAGGCGGGAAGAUGGCGGACUGGAGCUGAAAGUGUUGAUUGGCAAACUUGGGUGAUCCUUGUGUUUAUUUACAAUCAUCUUGACCCAGAUAGGACACAUGCAGGCCAAAAAACGCUAUUUCAUCCUGCUCUCAGCUGGCACUUGUCUCGUCCUUUUGUUUUACUUCGGGGGCUUGCAGUUCAGGGCAGCGAGAAACCAAAGCAGGAGAGAGGAGCACAGUAGCAGAAAUGGCUUGCACCACUCCAGCCCGGAUCAUUAUUGGCCCCGGUUCCCGGACGCUUUGCGCCCCUUCAUUCCUUGGGAUCAAUUGGAAAACGAGGAUUACAAUGUGCACAUUUCCCCUAGGCAGAAGAGAGACGCCAACUCCAGCGUCUACAAAGGCAAGAAGUGCCGCAUGGAGUCCUGCUUCGAUUUCACCCUUUGCAAGAAAAACGGCUUCAAAGUCUACGUAUACCCGCAGCAGAAAGGGGAGAAAAUCGCCGAAAGUUACCAAAACAUUCUAGCAGCCAUCGAGGGAUCCAGGUUUUACACUUCCGAUCCGAGCCAAGCUUGCCUGUUUGUCCUGAGCUUGGAUACCUUAGACAGAGACCAGUUGUCACCCCAGUACGUGCACAACCUGCGAUCGAAAGUGCAAAGCCUCCACUUGUGGAACAAUGGUAGAAAUCAUUUAAUUUUUAAUUUAUAUUCCGGCACCUGGCCCGAUUACACUGAAGACGUGGGGUUUGAUAUUGGCCAGGCGAUGCUGGCUAAAGCUAGCAUCAGUACUGAAAACUUCAGACCGAAUUUCGAUGUUUCUAUUCCGCUCUUUUCUAAGGAUCAUCCUAGGACAGGAGGGGAGAAGGGAUUUCUAAGGUUUAACACCAUCCCUCCUCUCAGGAAGUACAUGUUGGUAUUCAAGGGGAAAAGGUACCUGACAGGGAUAGGGUCAGACACCAGGAAUGCCUUAUAUCACGUCCACAACGGGGAGGAUGUUGUCCUCUUGACCACCUGCAAGCAUGGCAAAGACUGGCAAAAGCACAAGGAUUCGCGUUGCGAUAGAGACAACACCGAAUAUGAAAAGUUUGAUUAUCGUGAAAUGCUGCACAAUGCCACUUUCUGUCUGGUUCCCCGUGGCCGCAGGCUUGGAUCCUUCAGGUUUCUGGAGGCUCUGCAGGCUGCCUGUGUCCCAGUUAUGCUUAGCAAUGGAUGGGAGUUGCCAUUCUCCGAAGUGAUUGAUUGGAACCAAGCUGCCGUCAUAGGGGAUGAGAGAUUGUUAUUACAGAUUCCUUCUACAAUCAGGUCUAUCCAUCAGGAUAAAAUCCUAGCACUUAGACAGCAGACACAGUUCUUGUGGGAGGCUUAUUUUUCUUCAGUUGAGAAGAUUGUAUUGACUACACUAGAGAUUAUUCAGGACAGAAUAUUUAAGCACAUAUCACGUAACAGUUUAAUAUGGAACAAACAUCCUGGAGGGUUAUUCGUAUUGCCACAGUAUUCCUCAUAUCUGGGAGAUUUUCCUUACUACUAUGCUAAUCUAGGACUUAAGACCCCCUCCAAGUUCACUGCCGUUAUCCAUGCAGUAACACCCUUGGUAUCUCAGUCUCAGCCUGUGCUGAAACUCCUGGUUGCUGUAGCCAAGUCCCAGUACUGUGCACAGAUCAUUGUUUUAUGGAAUUGUGAUAAACCCCUCCCAGCCAAACACCGCUGGCCUGCCACUCCUGUGCCUGUCAUAGUCAUCGAAGGGGAGAGCAAGGUUAUGAGCAGUCGCUUCCUACCUUAUGACAACAUAGUCACAGAUGCUGUGCUAAGCCUUGACGAGGACACCGUGCUUUCAACCACCGAGGUGGAUUUUGCCUUUACAGUAUGGCAGAGUUUUCCGGAGAGGAUUGUAGGGUACCCUGCUCGCAGUCACUUUUGGGAUAAUACUAAGGAGAGAUGGGGCUAUACAUCCAAAUGGACUAAUGACUAUUCCAUGGUGUUGACAGGAGCUGCUAUUUACCACAAAUAUUAUCACUACCUGUACACUCAUUACCUGCCUGCCAGCCUGAAGAAUAUGGUGGACCAACUGGCCAAUUGUGAGGACAUUCUAAUGAAUUUUUUGGUGUCCGCUGUGACAAAACUGCCUCCAAUCAAAGUAACACAGAAAAAACAGUAUAAGGAGACCAUGAUGGGGCAGACUUCCAGGGCUUCCCGCUGGGCUGACCCAGAUCAUUUUGCCCAGCGGCAGAGCUGCAUGAACACUUUCGCCAGCUGGUUUGGCUAUAUGCCGCUGAUCCAUUCUCAGAUGAGGCUUGACCCUGUCCUCUUUAAAGAUCAGGUCUCCAUCCUGAGGAAGAAAUAUCGAGACAUUGAACGACUUUGAGGAGCCCUGCUGAGGGGCCUGAACUGUUCUCCAUGCCCAGUGCAGAUCCACAGACACUUGGAGCCAGACUGUAACGAGGACAAAAACACAUGCAAGUGGAAAGUAGAGUUAUGUGGCUUCAAGGAAUCAUUGUGCUGGACUGCUUCAAACCACCUCACAGGCUUCUGUCGUUCAAGACUAGGUUGUGUACAGUUUCAUUAUGGAACAUUAAAUAAUUAUUUUUGAAAUGAUUGCUAUGCAGGUUAAAACUUUUUUAAUGAUCAAAAAAACCCACAACUAUUAAAAACAGAGUUCUUUCUUUAAUCAAAAUGGUGUUGGGUGUGAAUAUUUCCAAGUUGCCAUUCCUUUCUUACAAGCAUUCGAAGCUGCCAUUGUUUUCUGACAAGCGUUUUAAUAUCAUUGCAGGGGAACUGAAUGAAAAUUGCAAAAUUAAAAGUUCAGCUCUCACAGGUAGAAAAUGCAGCAGUUUCAAAAAAAAAAAUCAGGCACAAACAGGACAGAAAUUAUACACUGUUUCACUUAAUGCCUUUUUUGCUUUUAGUUUUUUAAUUUUCUCUUUCACUGCUCAAGUCAAUGAUAGUAAAUGUAUCAACCAUUCUAUUGCACAGAGGGAAAGCUGAAGAAUGUCCAUUUAGUGAAGCAUAGUUAAGAUCCUUCUGUUUAGGGAACAAAGACAAUUAAACCCUAUUUUUUUAAAUGGGGAAAAAAGAUUGAUGCCUAAGAAAUAUUAGUCGAUUUGCCUGGUUUGCACAAAGAACAAAACAGGAUGGAAGUCAAAGAGGAGGAAUCCAAUGCCUUUUAUUGGUGGAGGUUAUAUUUGAGUUAUGAAUGACACAUAAGAAAUCAUCCUGACUUCGCUCAUCAGGGUGUGGCAGGAGUUUGGAAGUUCCGUUUUAAUUAUAUACCUAUCAUGAGUGGAGGGAAAUAUAGUAGCUAUAGCUACAGUGAUGGGUAAGCUACAGUUUGCAUGAGUUGCUCUUCUCAUGCACAUGGGAAUAUGUAUCACGGAGGCACUGUUUAUGUCACAAUAGUUAAGGAUCUAUCAACAUUCCCAUUUUAAUCCCCUUGUUUUGAAGGGGGAUGGGAGGAAGAGCUUGGCUUACAAGGACUUUGCCUGAAACCAGUUGUACUGAGGAAAAUCAAAUCAGUCUAGGUAUUUUAUAGUUGUAAGAGUGAAACCAAGUAGCCAGAUUCCAUCCUGGAGUUCUGUUGGUAUGGAGUAUUUCUAUCAGUGGCGGUAGUUACUCCAGAUUUAACCCACGGUAACUCAAAGUAGAAUCUGGCCCAAAGAUACAUGUGGUAGUUCCAGGUUCUUUUCUGUUUUCCUUAUAACUCACAAAUGGUUUUCUCAUUUCAAACAGAAACAUUUCCAUUAUUUACGCCAUAGUGUGAACUAGUUACGUGUGUGUUUAAAUUGUGGGAAUAAAAUAAAAACACUGAUUUGAGUUAAAAAGAAGCGAUUACUAUCUAUUGGAUAAAUAAGCACUUUUAGCAAUUAUUUUAAUUGUCACACAUUUCUGCGAGAUGUCUCUGGGUAUUUGAUAACAAUAAUCACUCACAAAAAAGUGUGUUAAAAUGACAGCAAGAAAGUGUGACUUUGGCCCUAGAUAAAACCACUGCAGAGCAUUCCUUACCUCAAUCUGUUGUCUCUAGACCAGUGUUUCUCAAAUGCGGCCACCAGGGACUUUUCUUGUGGCCACACUCCUGGAUGGUGAUUGGAGGAGAGGGGGGGAAAGCGGUGGCCCUUCCCAUGGAGCCACCAGCAAGGCCUGGGCCUUGUUCCCCUCUUGGGACACACAUGCUGGAGGAGCAGGCAGCCAGUGAGUUCCCCACCUUUCUGUGGGGGCCGGGGGAUCAGGCUUCAGCCUUGGGGUGGUGAGCGGCAGGCUCCAGGCGUGGGGCUGCAUGCUUCAUCUCUGGCCUGUGGUCCAUCCCUGGGCCCCAUUCCCCGGGUGCAGGGCACAAAGCUCUAUCCCCAAAGCUCUGCCACAACAGGCUCCAGCCUUGGCCCUUGGCUGUGCAGCGGUAGGCUCCAGCCCUGGGCUCACCCCCCAUUGCCCCUCGCUUCUGCUGCCUCUGCCAGAUCCCCACCCAUUCCCCUUAUUGCCCCUGGCCCACUUACCUCCCUAUCCACCUCCCCAUCCAGGGUUUACUUUGGCCCUUGGCUUGCCGGUUCUGAGUAAGUCUACUGUGAAGAGUGAUACUUGUAUGUAUGUUAAUAGCACUUGUCACAGCAGAUUUAGCAGCUAUCUGGGAGGCUGUGCAAGGUGAUAUUAAUAUGCUAGCAUCACUUUUCACUGCAGCAGACUUACUAGCCAGCAACUCUCUCAAAAAAAGCAACCAAAAAAGCAAAAGAAACCACAAAAGACAAGAACGUGCAAAGCACCUUAUUAGUGUUUCAGGUCUGUUUAGAUCCAGUAAAGAAUGGAGACAACUUUGUGUUAUUUUUAUCUGCAAAAAAACAAAACAAAAACAAAGCCACCAACACACACAAAUUACAAUGAUUUGGACACGUGUAUGUGCAUAUUUAUUUGUCUUUUUCUAAAAUUAAUUAAAUAUUUUAGGAAAAAUUGUCAGAGCAGCUACCAGCAAGAGUUGGUGGCCGCAAUCUGAGGCCAUCAAAAAAAUUGUUGUGAGAACAUCUGGUCUAGACAGUUGAUACAGGGGAUGGAGAGAGCAUGCUCUCGAAGCCAGAGAAAGAGUGAAGGUGGUUGGGUCAGAGUUACUGGGUUCUAUUCCUAACUCAGUCACUGAUUCCACAUGUGGCUUUGGUCAAAUCACUUAAUCACUGUGUGUCUCAGUUUACCCUGCUGUAAAAUUGACAUUGUAAUGUUUAUCUCCCAGAGGGGUGAUGAAGUUUGUUUAAUAUUUGUAGCAAAACAUAUAAGCUCCUCAGCAGAAAGAUAUAGAAGUGCACAGUACUAUUACUGUUUGUUAGUACAUGAUCUUCUGUCAGGAUAGUCCAACCAGUGGCUUUCUUUCCAUAUGAACUGCAAUAACCAAGUACAAUACAGUGAGUUAGGGGCAGAGUUCUCAAGUUCCUGGCUGUGUUGUUUAAGUCUGAGCCAAACCCCAUAAAGGACACUGCCAAGGUCUUUUGAACUGUUCUUACUCUAAUUUUUGCAGUUGCCAAUUAGGGAGCAAGAGACCAAACUCUGUUGGCCUGAUUUUCAAAAGUGCUGAUCACCCAACUGCUCCCAUUGGGUCUCCUUUCUUGAAGCCUCUUAUUUAGGUGCUAAAAUAUGGCCUAUCUUCAAGGCACCCAUUUGUGAACAUUUUGUCCUGUCGUUCAAAUAGUGGACAAGCCCAGCACAGCUCCUAGUUUGUUUGUCUUGUUUGUGGACAAGCACAUGUAUGUUUCAGCAG
Messenger RNA from Gopherus flavomarginatus (Mexican gopher tortoise), 6529 nucleotides. It is a transcript of the gene EXT1, whose product is annotated as exostosin glycosyltransferase 1. The record is from RefSeq and is a predicted model, not a curated record. Lineage: Eukaryota; Metazoa; Chordata; Testudines; Testudinidae. Gene Ontology annotation, molecular function: glycosyltransferase activity. Bases 923 to 3163 code for a protein of 746 amino acids. Gene Ontology annotation, cellular component: membrane. The transcript is spliced from 11 exons.